This is a messenger RNA of Theileria annulata, 702 nucleotides long. RefSeq lists its product as uncharacterized. NCBI's taxonomy places the organism in Eukaryota, Apicomplexa, Aconoidasida, Piroplasmida, Theileriidae. The transcript has a single exon. The record is from RefSeq and is a predicted model, not a curated record. Bases 1 to 702 code for a protein of 233 amino acids.
AUGAAGUUUAUAUCUGUAAUAAUAUUUGUGUCAAUUAAAUUAGCAUUUAGCACCAGCUCGAUUUUGUUUGGGCCGGGAUAUCCAAGUAAAUUUGCCUGCGUCUCAGACUCGUACGCACUUGAGGCUGCACUCUAUAAGUUACCUAAGGAGUAUAUCGACAAAUUUGAGAAAAUUUCACUUGAUGUUUCUAGAGUUGUGGAGCCCCCAGAGGAAAUUGGAAUUGAUAGAGAAUUAGUAGAAAGCGCACUAACAAUAUUCGACGAAAGCAAGACUCUUAGAAAUGGAAUGGUUUACACGUCAAUUGAGUUUAAACUUCAGGAACACCUCGCAAGGGACUACGUCUCAGCACAAAUGGUUCUCGCUUCACUCAACAGUUUGAAGACUAUCACGUACGUUAGGAACGUUCUCAAUGCCUUCGCAAAGGCUAACAUAACCAAAUACACUGGCAAAGUGACCGACGAGGCAAAGUACGGACUCUGUUCAUCGUUCGUCUAUAGCGACGUUGCCCAACUUUUGGAAGAAUACAAAGUCAAGGAGCUCCAGAAAGUAAAGAUGGAAAACAAGAGAAUUACGCAUAACAUCAGUCAACUUGGAAGAGUCAAGAGCACUGGGAACCUUUGGCUACUAACAGGAAAAGCCAAUGUUAGCUAUAUCAACAUGCUGUUCUUAAUCAUGUCAUUCAUUACCAUUUCUGUAGUUUAA